AGGAUUUUUCACAUUGUUCUGGAUUGCAAUGGUUUUCUACACUCUUAAAAUUGGUGCCGGAAAUUUCGAGUCUGCUGGGUUUCUCUUUGAUCUAUCAUUCUUUAGAUUAUUUUCCCAGGAUGCCAUCGGACUGUUGUUAAGUGAUGCAUGCAUGAUAGGAUCAAUGUUUUUUGCGGUGUUGCUGCAAAAACUGAUCGCAAUCGGCCUAAUCAGAUGGAAAUAUACCGGAAUGGUGAUUCAGCACAUAUUUCAAAUCUCGUUCUUGUUUAUUCCCAUUUACUGGACAUUUGUCAAAAAUUGGCCAUGGGUGCAAUCCGGAUUCUUUGUUUUACACACAAUUUCAAUGUUGAUGAAACUUCAUUCAUACUCAUUCUACUGCGGUGAACUUUCGGAAUGGGCACUGCGACUUAAGUAUUUAAAGGAAAUGCAUUCAAAACUAAUAGGUGCAUCCAAAAAGUUGGACUCCGAAUGUGAUGAAAGUAAAGAUCAACAAGAGAUAGAUAAGUUAAAAUCACAAAUCGAUCAAGUCGAAGGUUACCUCAACAGCCCGACCGGAAACAUCA
Messenger RNA from Acaulospora morrowiae, 563 nucleotides. The record is from the annotation of a GenBank genome assembly. NCBI's taxonomy places the organism in Eukaryota, Fungi, Glomeromycota, Glomeromycetes, Diversisporales, Acaulosporaceae.